CAUCUAACCACAUUUAAUAAACAACAAGUUUAAUUAAAAAGAAGACAGUUAAUUUCUGAUUAAAGUAUCCGAAUUGUUCACAAAUAAGCUAUUUUCUUAUUUUUUAACGUGUGUAGUUCGUAAGCGUGAGCUGUUACGAUGCUAACCUGCUAACGUAGCUAUUAAAACAAAGGCUGCCAGAAAUACAUACAAAUCAUUAUAUGACCAAUUAUUAACUUAUUAAUAACAAACCCAGAGCCACUGUUUUCAGAUGGACGGAGACAGCAGCACCACAGAUACCACUCAGUUAGGAAUAACUGGAGAGUAUAUGACCGGAGGGACAUAUGUCUUACAGACCCAGGAUGAUGAUGGGGAUGAAAGUUUCAAUGACCAUGAGGAUGGCAACGGCAGCAAAGACUAUUUCCGAGAACAGGACAUCUACCUUCCCAUCGCAAAUGUCGCCCGCAUCAUGAAGAAUGCCAUCCCACAGACUGGAAAGAUAGCAAAGGAUGCAAAAGAGUGUGUUCAGGAGUGUGUGAGUGAGUUCAUCAGCUUCAUGACAUCUGAGGCCAGUGAGAGAUGCCAUCAAGAGAAACGCAAGACCAUAAACGGAGAGGACAUCCUGUUUGCUAUGUCCACUCUGGGUUUUGACAUGUACGUGGAGCCACUUAAACUCUACCUGCAGAAGUUCAGAGAGGCAAUGAAGGGUGAGAAAGGAAUCACUCCGGUUACAGUCAGCGAAGGCCUUGGAGAAGAGCUUACAGAUGAAAGUUUCACCGGUCAGUUGCCUGCAGGACUGAUCACUGCAGACGGCCAGCAACAGAACGUGAUGGUAUACACCACUUCGUACCAGCAGAUCCCUGGUGUGCAGCAGAUACAGUUCUCAUGACUGAAGACCGGCGCGAAUAUAUCUAGUAGCCUGUCCAGUGUCCAGACAGACUUAUCUCUUGCCUUGCAAAGUUUUCAGGUCAGUGCUGGAAGACCAAGAGAUGGCCGGUUACCAGAGCAGGAACAAAAGUGCCUGUUGCCAGGAGGCUGAUUUGAUCUAAAGUUAUGUCUUGUAAUUCAUUCAGUAUUAUAUUAAGGCCAGUUUGUUUUGAUUGGUCUGCUUGGUACAGGCCACACCAAAUUAUGACUUUUUUUCGGGGGGGUUCCUUGUAUUUAAUAAUUUUUAAAGUUUGGGAUGGGGCAGUGGGAAGACAGAAAGGCCAUAUUGACAAUUUACAUUCUCAGAAUUAAGGGAAUUCUAAUUUGAUAUGACAUUUGAUCUUAAUUAACCUAUUGAACUGACUAUGUUGAUUCUUUGAAUAAAAAAGUGACCUGUC
Molecule: messenger RNA, 1304 nt
Organism: Cyprinus carpio (common carp)
Lineage: Eukaryota; Metazoa; Chordata; Actinopteri; Cypriniformes; Cyprinidae
Product: nuclear transcription factor Y, beta a
Biological process (GO): regulation of transcription by RNA polymerase II
Cellular component (GO): nucleus; CCAAT-binding factor complex
Molecular function (GO): protein heterodimerization activity; DNA-binding transcription activator activity, RNA polymerase II-specific; RNA polymerase II cis-regulatory region sequence-specific DNA binding
Source: RefSeq, a predicted model, not a curated record